AUGACGUGGUACAAUGGAAAUCCGGUCUUACAGAGGCACAGCUUUGCUUCAUUUGCCUAUCACAGUAUCCAGUUAUCUUCUUUGAAUUCAUCACCUGUUGUCUUUCCUUACUCUCUUCGACACCUCGGAUUCAAAUUCGUUGGGACCAGUUCUGGACAAAAUGAAAUCAGCUUGCACCUUGCUAGCUCCAACCCAGAUGGUAGUGAUGGUCCUCAACCACUGGAGACUCUCCCCUCUUCUGCUGCAGAGCAGCAGAGACUGGCUAAUUCUAGCCACCUGAAGUUGGGGAAAGUGGUUGAUUCAUUCUUGGACAUGGGGUUCAAUCAGGCUCAAAUAAAGGAGUUGUUCAGUGUGCAGCCCAAGCUACCUUCUCAGGCUAGGUUGGCUGUAGUUUCAGAACUCCUCCUCUUGGGUUUAAGCACUGAUUCCAUACUGAACGCCCUACAGAAGAGUACUGAACUGUUGAGGAUGUCACCAAAGCGCCUAAAGGACCGUGCAGAUCUUCUGAGAAAAUUCAACUUUAAGGAAGGUAGUCUGAAUCACAUGGUGAUUCACUGUCCAAGCAUCUUCACCUUGCCCCAAAACCGAAUUGAGGCCGUAAAGGAUCUUCUCAUGGAAAAAUGUCUCUUCACUGUUCAGCAAGUAUCUAAAAUUAUACAAACAUGCCCAAAUGUCCUCCUAGAAGACCUGGAUGAUCUGGAAUACAAAUUCCAGUUUGCCUAUUUCAGGAUGGGAAUUAGACACAGAGAAAUAGUGAACUCUGGUUUCUUUCAAACAUCGCUGGCUGAGAUCAAGAAUCGGCACAUCUUCUUGGAGCGUUUGGGACUCUAUCAAACACCUGAUAAGAAAGGACAGACCCAGAUUGUGAACCCCAAACUGAAAACCCUAAUCAGAGCUUCUGAAACUGACUUUGUGACCAAAAUAGCCUGUUCUUCAAUUGAGGAGUAUGAGAUUUUUAAGAAACUGCUGGCCCGUGAAAAAGAACCAAAGUGGAAUAAGGACGGGACACUGAAAGGUGAGCUUUCAGACAUGGGGAGUGAUGAAGAGUCAGAUACAGAAUGA
Messenger RNA from Euleptes europaea (tarantolino), 1062 nucleotides. It is a transcript of the gene MTERF4, whose product is annotated as mitochondrial transcription termination factor 4. Gene Ontology annotation, molecular function: double-stranded DNA binding. Gene Ontology annotation, cellular component: mitochondrion. NCBI's taxonomy places the organism in Eukaryota, Metazoa, Chordata, Lepidosauria, Squamata, Sphaerodactylidae. Bases 1 to 1062 code for a protein of 353 amino acids. The record is from RefSeq and is a predicted model, not a curated record. The transcript has 4 exons. Gene Ontology annotation, biological process: mitochondrial ribosome assembly; regulation of DNA-templated transcription.